AAAUUAAAACUAUGAGUAAUAUUACAAAUAACUCUACAAAUCAAACUUCCCAACCUUCAUUAUCCCAACAUACUAUUGAUGAUAUUAUUGCACAUGUAAUUGAUGGUGGAAACCCUUUUACUGAAAUGCAAAGUACAUCAAAUCAAACAGCUUCCCCACAAAAUACGCAAUUUUCAGACACAUUAUUUUCCGGAACUUCCUUUGUACAACAUGAAUGA
Messenger RNA from Racocetra persica, 218 nucleotides. NCBI's taxonomy places the organism in Eukaryota, Fungi, Glomeromycota, Glomeromycetes, Diversisporales, Gigasporaceae. The record is from the annotation of a GenBank genome assembly.